UGACCAAGAGAACACGAGAAAAAGAAAGUGCUAAACGAAGAAAAUACAGUGCACAACUUUUUCGUGAAAUUCGUGAAUUGCCGUGUGUCCCGACUCUUUCUUGUUCCUUUCAGUGUUUUGUGUGUAUUUAUCCUUGCGUAGGUUACGUGCUUUCCGUGCUGCAGACCCCUCCCGUGAGUUUGUGGUGUGGGUAUUGCAUGAAAAUUCACGACAGCGCAGCUGCCAGUAGUGUCGUUUUUCGUUUCCGGAUAAAUUUAUGUGACGAAGGAUUAUUGCACAAGCACACGGUGUGGCCCACAGGUGUAGGCCAGGUGAUUGGGCACGGAUAUUACGUUAGUGUGUGUGCGUGCGUGUAGUGAUCCUCAAGGUUUUGGCUGCCUCGUUCAGUGUAGGAUAUUGCAACAUACAGCACGACACUUGUCGGAAAGAGCCCGCGGAAAAGAUAAGAUCACUUCCGGGGACGGAAUACUGUGCGGCCAGCAGUACACGAUGGAUUGAUUGGAGCGGGGGGCGAAGUGUGCUUUCCAUCUAGACUAUUGUAAAGCAAUAUCUGAAGUGAAAGGUGUCGAUGAUGGCAGGCGACGGAACGUCAGCACGGAUCAAACAGGAACUGAUUGAAACAUCCUGCUGCAGCCCGUCCCCAUCGUCGGUCGGUAGCUUAUCCCAAACCAACAUACUGUACGGCAAUUCACCCACGGGAAAGAUGGACUUCAAAUGCAGUAGCAAUAACAACGACACACAUCUCACAGAGCUGCACGGUAGCGGUGGUGGUGGUGCCGGCGGAAGCAGUGGCAACGGGAAACCACAGUCGCCCGGCUCGCCGGAUCGUCAGUUCUGCAGCUCAACUACCUCCGCCAUCGGGGACUUUGGCAGCGAUGGCACGAACCACGACACGAUCAAGGAGGAGCUGCCGCGACGAUUGUGCCUGGUGUGUGGGGACGUUGCCAGUGGCUUCCACUACGGCGUUGCCAGCUGUGAAGCAUGUAAAGCAUUUUUCAAACGUACCAUUCAAGGAAACAUCGAGUACACCUGUCCCGCGAGUAACGACUGUGAAAUAAACAAACGGCGACGGAAAGCGUGCCAAGCGUGCCGGUUCCGCAAGUGUCUGCUGAUGGGCAUGCUCAAGGAAGGGGUGCGGCUGGAUCGGGUGCGGGGUGGCCGGCAAAAGUAUCGCCGCAAUCCGUGCUCGAACCCGUACCAGAUGCAGAUCAUUCAGUCGAACCAGCAGUACACGGCCCAAACGCUGGAAGACAUCAAGAUCCUGGAAGUAUUAUCUUCGUUCGAGCCGGAUCCACUGUCGAUCGGCGGUGGCAGCGAUAUGGUGGCGACCGGCGAGGAACGCAACGGGACGGGCCAAACGUCCAGCUCGUCGUUCUCCUCCGCAUCGUCCUCGUCGUCGUCGACGAGCAGCACGGGCAGCAACUCGCCCGGCGCUACAGCGGCCGCCGCCGAUUCCGGGCUCGACCGGAUGGUGAUGGGAAGCGAUGCGCAGGAAAUUUUGAGCGUGCUGAGUGAUAUUUACGAUAAGGAGCUGGUCGGUGUGAUUGGCUGGGCGAAGCAGAUUCCGGGCUUCACCGAUCUGCCGCUGAACGACCAGAUGCGGCUGCUGCAGGUGAGCUGGGCCGAGCUGCUGACGCUAAUGCUUGCCUACCGCUCGAUCCCGUUCGAUGGUCGGCUGUACUUUGCCACCGACUUCUGGCUCGACGAGCGAUCGGCGAAGGAGUGUGGUGCCCUUGAUCUCUACAACCAUCUCGCACAAAUCACCCAACGAUUGGAAAAGAUCUCGGCCACCAAGGAGGAGUACUAUCUACUGAAGGCCCUGUCCCUGUCAAAUUGUGAUAUCAGACUGGAUAACUACAGUGCGCUCAAGAAAAUUCGUGACUCGAUACUGUACGCACUCAACGAUUGUGUGCUGUUGAUAAGGCAACAUCAGGCGGUGUCCCAUCAGCAGCAGCUGCUACUGUUGCUGCCAUCGUUACGGCAAGCGGAUCACAUUAUUCGCAAGUUCUGGACGAAUGUGCAUAUCGAGGGCAACGUAACGAUGAACAAGCUGUUUGUCGAAAUGCUCGAGUCCGUCUCACGAUAAGGUUUGCAAUACUAGCGCGCCCCAAGAGGGAAACAAAGCAAUCUUCUAAAGCUCUUUCAUAUUGUAGGCUGAUGGGAAGCGCGAAUGCCCAUCAUUUUAUUAGGCACAGAAAAUAAGAGUGAAGUGAGGAGGGGGUAGUGAAGGUGCGUGACUAAAAAUUCGUGGAAUGGUUACCGAGGCGUUAUUCGAAUUGUUUACGUAGUUUUAAGGUUUCUUUUUCUGUUUGUUUCUUUGUUUCAAACUACCCGCUCUCGAUUUCUUAGAGAAACUCUGUGUCCUGUUUCGUCACAGCUGUACCAACAGCUGCCCCGACACUCUAUCGGGAGCGGCCACCUGUUCAGUGUUUGUGUAGUUGGUCGCUACCGGGUCUUUCGUGGAUUGAUUUCAAUGUAGCGUGCGUUGGGCGGGAAGAGAACUCUUCUGUUCUGCGUCUCUUGUGUUAAAGUUACCGCGCGCAACCAUCGGUUCCGUCAGCGCGAACGGAAGCGGCUGGGGGAGAAUGGAUAGUUUUAAUAUUAUAGUAGCUGGGUUUGUUCAGCGCUCCCGUAUGGGGAGAGGAGAUUUGCAAUAUGUUUGCGUGGUUUUUUUGUCACGCCGCUUCGUAGUAGAGAACCAGUGACCAGCGGUGGCACUUUCUUCAGAGAUUGCCAUCAGCUCAGUGAGCAUGUGAGAGCCAAGUGAGUGAGGAUCGAUUAUGAGAAUGCUUUAUCCUCAACAUUAUUAGAGUAUUGCUUGUUUUUAAUUACAGUACAGAUUAUUAUAGACCACACACACACACACACGAACACAAACACAAAUAUUGUGUGUCCGAAGGGAAACAAAACUUAACCUCUAUUCGCAAUACACAUCUAUAUACUUCUCCGGUGUAGUGGGCCGUACGUGUAAGUGCCGUAGUAAUUUUGCAGGGUUUCUCAGGCCAGUCGGACAUUGUAACGCUAUAUGUCAGCAGCAUAAAACGUUAAUCCCGGCAUCGUAUAUGCAAUUUAAUUGGGAUUUUGAGAGAGUUGAAUGUUUGUUUUCCCAUGCAGAGAAGGGUUACGAUGUCUGAUUAGCGUUCUACGCUGCUACCAUGUAGUAUUGCAAUAUUGAACUGGCCUGAGAAACCCUGUAUGUACAGAAAGCGAUGUUUUUUCUGGUAUAGACGAUCGCGGACGAUACAAGCAGUGGCAGGCAUUCUGUGUUUUUAUACUGUUCAGGAAUAAGUACAUUGUUGGAUGGAUGCAAUAGGGUGAGCAGUUUUAGAAGAGGAUUCUAUUCCCUGACACAAAACAACAAAAUAGUGUAAAAGAAAAAAAAGGAAGUAAAAUAAGAAAAGUUUAUGAAUGGGUUUGUAUAUCAUGAUACGCGCACGUCCAAAAUGCAAGCGGAAUCUCGAUCAGUGGUAUUCUUUUGGGGACGAACGGUGUUUAGGACAGCUGCAAUAGCCCACGUUUUUACACGACACAACAUUACAGUACAACUCCACGUGCAAACGAUCGUUCAAAGUUAGGUGAGCAGAGAAGAAAGUAUGAGGAGGAUUUUAUUUUGUUGAAUGUUUCGCAAACUCUCUGACGCAGACCGCGUGUGUGUACGUAGAUUUUAAAACUUUCCUUAUGAGCGACAAGCGGUUCGGUUCAGACAAAAGCGUAGAAAGACAAAUAAAAAAGUGAAAAGGAAGGCAGAUCUUCGGGACAGCAACGGACGAUACAAAACAAAUGGAAACAAAAUUUUAUCAGAGUAUAAAGUAUAAAAUAGCAAUAGUUCUAUAACCACACUGCUAAAAUCGUUAUUACAUGUAAAGAAAAAGGCGGAGGGUGCCACUUAAUGAAGUUCCGUUGCCCGAAACUCAUUCAAAACGAUGAGUCAAAAAAAAGAAGGAAGAAGCAAAUAACCGACAAACUGACUGAUGAAAGUCGUACGGAACGAACGAGUGGGAUGGCAGAGCGAGAAGCAGCACCACACAGAGAUGUAAGAGAUGCGAACGGAAGGAAAAGUUUUAUAGGAGAGAGAGAGAGAGAAAAUAUGCAAUUUAUCCAUUUGCCUGCAAUAUAUAACACAGUAAGAAACGCCACGCGGUGGUGUAGUAGGUAUAGUAGCGAUUAGAAAUCUUCCAUGAUUUUAAGCCGCGUGUUCUAUGACGUUGGGUUGUGUGCGGCGGAUCAAACCGACCGACCGUGGAUGCAGCAACAAAUAAAGGUAACAAAAAACCCGUUCAAGAAUAGGAAGCAGGGGCGUGGAAGAGAAUGUCUCUCAGGGAAUGUAAGGCGCGAUUUGUUCUUGCGAUUGUGACGAUAGUUUAAAUGGACGUUGAUUGUUUUUUGGUAGUAGUGUUAGUGAAAGUGAAACUGUGA
Molecule: messenger RNA, 4416 nt
Organism: Anopheles stephensi (Asian malaria mosquito)
Lineage: Eukaryota; Metazoa; Arthropoda; Insecta; Diptera; Culicidae
Product: steroid hormone receptor ERR2-like
Exons: 7
Coding region: 569-2086 (505 amino acids)
Biological process (GO): regulation of DNA-templated transcription
Cellular component (GO): nucleus
Molecular function (GO): zinc ion binding; DNA-binding transcription factor activity; nuclear steroid receptor activity
Source: RefSeq, a predicted model, not a curated record